AUGGCCUCCCCGCCGUUUGAAAAAAAAAUCGAACAAAAAUGCCACUGUCGCCGAAACUCGGAACGCUUUGCGGAUUCACUCGCCGGGAAGCAGAUGAGCGUGACGGGAACUGCGUGCACGUCGCCUUCGCUGUCGUUGAUUAAAUCCACGUUGCCGUUGCGACGAUCGAUGUCUUCUCAGGAACCCACUGGAGAUUUGGGAGCUGGAUCCACGUCGUCGUCUUCGUCGUCCGCGUCGGGUUCAUGUCAUUCAUUGCCCGGAGUUAUUUCGGGUUUGUGCCCGCAUCAGGUCAUGCAGCGUGGACACGUGCUGCACAAUCACGGCUACCCGACGUUGCCGCAUCAUCCGCACGUCCACGCGCAUUCGGACGGUUCGAGUGGUUCUUCGUCACCGUCGAGCUCGGUUCCUAAUUCUCCUGCUAUGUCCGGAUCAUCUGCCGGGCGGUUGCACAGACCGUCGUCGUUGCACGGCCUCAAGCACAAACUACAGAAAUCUCUGCACACAUCGCGCCGGAAGUCAGUGGGCCACAUCCCAUUGUCUCCACUGGCCCGCACUCCAUCUCCGAAUCCUGCCCUCGGUGCCUGCAAUGUACCUGGCUGUCCGGGCGCCUUUGUGGUCCAGCAAGUCCCACCGCCGUUGAAUCCACAGCUCUUGCACCACUCGCCGCCGUCCUCGGGCUCAACAACCCCGUUACCAUUACCUUCACCUACAGCCGCCACUGCUUGUUCCAACACGCGCAGUCCAUCCCCACUCGCCAUGCCGUUCCAGCAGUCGGUCCAGUCUUUCAGUCCGGGCUCCAGCGUGUCUCUGGCGCCAGUGUCCGCAAAGAAAACGUUCACGCGACCGAAGUCUGCUGAGCCUGGUCACGGCGGCUGUGUCAGCCCACCGCAUGGCGGCUCGUCUCCGUUGUUACGGCGGGCGCCGCCAUCGCCUCUCGCUCUGAACUCUUCGUCGUCGUCUUCUUCUUCUUCCUCAUUGAAUCCGAGGAUACAACCGCAGCCGCAACCUUUACCAACAGUUCUUGUUACUGCGCAGUCUCCUCCCAGCUCCGUGUGUUCGCGUGCCUCGUCUCUUACUCCGCAGUCGUCGUCGGAAAAGAAACCUGGCGACGAGAAGCCCGACAGCACCAGUACGAGUGACAGCGACACUGAGUCUGGAGGAAGCUCGUGCAGCACUUUACGGAUGGAUGUUGCGCGGAAAGGGUCGACGGAUGCGAGUUCGUCGUCAUCGACGACGGCAAUGGACUCAGAUCCGAAAAGCCCGAAGCGAUCGGCGCAGGAAAAGCGUGAACUUUUUAAAACUGGUCCGAAAUGAAGCGCGUCGAGCGGGAGGGAAAAAUUCAAGAGCAUUGCAAGUUUCAAUGAGUUGUUUCACCAAAAACCAAUUACUGGCA
This is a messenger RNA of Notodromas monacha, 1393 nucleotides long. Lineage: Eukaryota; Metazoa; Arthropoda; Ostracoda; Podocopida; Cyprididae. The record is from the annotation of a GenBank genome assembly.